Closterium sp. Yama58-4 is the source of this 471-nucleotide messenger RNA. The record is from the annotation of a GenBank genome assembly. Lineage: Eukaryota; Viridiplantae; Streptophyta; Zygnematophyceae; Desmidiales; Closteriaceae.
AUGACAAAAAAAAAAAAAAAAAAAGGAGGAGAAAGUGGGGGAGAGAGAGAGAGAGAGAGAGAGAGAGAGAGAGAGAGAGAGAGAGAGAGAGAGAGAGAGAGAGAGAGAGAGAAAGGAAGGGACCUGACACCACCUCCAUCAACCAAACAACGAUGGACACAAAGCACCGAGGAUGCAAGGCAAUGGGGGCGAGAAAGAAGAGAGAAAAAUGUGACCGACAUACUUGGGUAUGGCAUGAACGGAGCUCGUGAUUGUUCAAAAAAGAAGAAGAAGAAGAAGAAGAAGAAGAAGAAGAAGAAAAGAAGAAGAAGAAGAAGAAGAAGAAGAAGAAGAAGAAGAAGAAGAAGAAGAAGAAGAAGAAGAAGAAGAAGAAGAAGAAGAAGAAGAAGAAGAAGAAGAAGAAGAAGAAGAAGGAGAAGAAGAAGAAGAAGGGGAGUACGAGCCUCUGCAAUUUAUACCCCCAGCGUCUAA